Messenger RNA from Lotus japonicus, 2992 nucleotides. Its product is annotated as helicase sen1-like. The transcript has 7 exons. The record is from RefSeq and is a predicted model, not a curated record. Bases 155 to 2782 code for a protein of 875 amino acids. Lineage: Eukaryota; Viridiplantae; Streptophyta; Magnoliopsida; Fabales; Fabaceae. Gene Ontology annotation, molecular function: helicase activity.
GUGAAGUGAGUGAUUUUGUUUUUGGUUUUCCUAAUCUUUGCUUUACCAUAUAGUUGAGAAAGAGGUGAUCGGUGCAAGUUGACAAGAUGGAGAAGACUUGUAGUACAAGGGAGGAAGACAUUCUCAAAGUGGGCCUCUUAGACAUCGUGUUUUCAUGGACUCUCGACCAUGUUCUGAACGAAAAUCUUCUGAAAAACAAGGUGCAGAAGAUACCAGAGACGUUCAACUCCACCAGAGAUUUUGUGAAAUCUGGAGUGUUGAAAGAGACAGAAAGAGCUUCAAACUUCCCAAAGCCUUGUUCUAUGAGAUGCUGUUGAAGGUUAAAACUGAUGAAGUGGAAGAAGAUAUUGGAGAAUAUGUGCCUGAGUCUGGGGAUCUCAUUGCUUUCGCUGAAAUAAGGCCCAAAAACGUAUAUGACUUGAAAAAGCCAGAAAGUAAUUACUACCAUCUCGCUUAUGUUCUUGGGCCAAAAGAUGUAGAAUAUCCUAAUGAGUUAUCUAUACUGUCAUCAAAAUCCAUAAAGAUAGACAUUGAGUAUGGCUUGAGGGGUGAUGAAAAACAGAAAUUCUAUGCAAUUUACCUUUUGAACUUAACAACAAAUAUUCGUAUUUGGAAAGCAUUGAAUUUUCAGUUGGAGGGUCAAACCAUGAGCAUGAUUAGGAAAGUGCUGCAAACUGAUUUAAAUGGAGGCGAAGACUGUGAAAUUUGCCCGUCAGGUGAAGAUUGUCAAGCUCCUUCCAUCAUAAAGGACAUAAUUCGCUCUCAGAUUCUGAAUGAUUCUCAGGAAGAUGCAGUGUUAACAUGUGUUAAUAUGAUGAAUUGCAAGCAUAACAACAUUAAACUUAUAUGGGGCCCUCCAGGGACAGGCAAAACAAAGACAGUUGCUUGCUUAUUAUUUUCUCUUCUCAAGUUAAAAGCAAGAACAUUAACUUGUGCACCUACCAACACUGCUGUGUUGGAAGUGGCAACAAGGUUACAUAGUUUAGUUAAAGGUUCAAUUUCAAAUGUUUAUAAAGCAUAUGGGAUGGGUAACAUAGUUUUAUUUGGAAAUAAAUCAAGAAUGAAAGUGGAUUCUUACCAGGGGCUUGGAGAUGCGUUUCUUGAUUAUCGUGUAAAAAAACUUAUGAAGUGCCUUGCUCCUUCAUCUGGAUGGAAGAAUAGCUUGGAAUCGAUGAUCCGGUUGCUUGAGGACCCUAGAAAACAAUAUCUAUUGUUUGAGAAAGAGAAAGGUCUUAUGUCAUUAGAAGAAUUUGCUGAUCAAGAAGAUAGUAAUGUAGUACCUGCAUAUUAUGCACACAUGAAACAUAAGGGUGAUGAUGACCAGAUGACAUUUGAGGAAUUUGUGCAGAUAAAAUGGAAAGACAUAGCAGAGAAGUACGAGUUGGCGAAAAAUGAUCUAAAGAAAACCAUCUUGACAUUGGAGGAUUUUGUCAAGCAGCAAUUCAGGGAAUUAAGGGACAAGCUCAAGUCCUUCGUACAUACCUUGUAUACCCACUUACCAACAUAUAUCAUUGCACUUGAAACGGUGAAGGUAAUGUUUAGAGUUCUGGUUUUGUUAAGGUCUCUUGAAAUUUCCUUGAGUCAAGCUCAAUUCAAUCAAAAUGAAGAUGAUAGUGAUGAAGAAAGCAUUCUAGUUUCCCUAGGAUGGUCAAGCUUCAAAAGAGAUGAGUGCCUUAGCCUACUAAAUUCACUUUCUGAGUCAAUUUCCCUUCCUGAGUAUUCUUGGAGAGGUGAUGUAGAAAUUUUUUGCUUAUCCAUUGCAUGCAUAAUUCUAUGCACUGCAUCAAGUUCUGUUAAACUAUACACAGAACGGAUGAGAUCAGUGCAAUUUCUAAUAGUUGAUGAAGCAGCCCAAUUAAAGGAAUGUGAAUCAACCAUUCCAUUGCAGCUGCCUGGUCUCCACCAUUGCAUCCUAAUAGGUGAUGAGAAACAGCUUCCAGCAUUGGUUAAAAGCAGGACUGCAGAUAAUGCUGAAUUUGGAAGAAGUUUGUUUCAGAGGCUGGUGCUCUUAGGAUACAAGAAGCAUAUGCUUAAUGUUCAGUAUCGGAUGCAUCCAUCCAUUAGCUUAUUCCCAUGCAAAGAGUUUUAUGACGAAAAACUUACUGAUGCCCCCACUGUCAAGGAAGAAAGCUAUAAUAGGAGUUUCCUUGAAGGAGAAAUGUUUGGUUCUUAUUCUUUUAUCCAUAUAGCAAAGGGGAAAGAACAGUUUGGUCGUGAACACAGUUUGAAGAACCAGGUUGAAGCUGCAGUUAUUUCUGAGAUAAUUGGAAGCCUUAAAAAAGAGUUUAUGAGGACUAGGAAGAAAAUUAGCAUUGGAAUUAUAUCUCCCUAUAAUUCUCAAGUUUAUGAAAUCCAACAGAAAAUUAAGCACCACAUUUCAGUUUCUGAUCCUGACUUCUCUGUCAGUGUUCGUUCGGUUGAUGGAUUUCAAGGAGGGGAACAGGAUGUUAUAAUAAUUUCUACUGUGAGAUCUAAUCCUAGUGGAAAAGUGGGGUUUCUUUCCAAUAGACAAAGAGCAAAUGUUGCUAUGACUAGGGCUAGAUAUAGCCUUUGGAUAUUAGGAAAUGCGGCAACACUGGUUAGCAGUGACACAGUGUGGAAGCAGGUAGUUCUUGAUGCUAAGAAAAGAGAUUGUUUCCAUACAGCUGAUAAGGACACUAAACUGGCUCGGGUUAUUGAAGAUGUUGUUUUUGAGCUUGAACUACUUGAAGAAUCUGAGUCGAUGUUUAAGAAACUGAAUCUAGGGGAGAGGUCUUCCAGGCCUCGGAAAGCACGGAGGUGAUAAUGUGAAUCUCUCUGGUGAACUUAAAGUGAAGAGGUGUUAAGACCACUAUGGACAUGGAAUCCUGAGGAGCAUUUUUAGAUUUUCAAUCUUUGCGCAAUGAACUGAAAGUUGUGAUAGCAUUUUGCAAUGUAGUAAACUUAAUUCCCCAUUCAAGGUUUUUGUUUUAAAAAAAAAUUUAACACUCUGUAUCUCUUUAUUAGAGAGAGA